AUGCAUCCCGACCUUAUCUUGGACCCCCAGCUUAAGUACUGGGUUCUCAUACCCAUUUCGGUAGUGAUGGCUGCAGUGGGGUUGUUACGAGGACAUGUGACCUAUUUAAUUCUGCCUACACCCAAACAACAAGAUUCCAAGGAGGUUCGACAGGGACAAUUUCUUAAACGGGCCCAAGCUUUUCGUAUGAAUAACCUGGUGCUUUCGCGUUCAGAAUUCAGCACCCGUCAACAGUACUACGCUGAUAAGCUUACAUCGCCAGAGUAUCUUGCAAAGGUAUCAGGUGUGGAUGAUGAUCCCAUGUCUCAAUUGACUGAUCCUGCAAAUAAUGAGGCAAUCACUAAUAUGCUUAAAGGCAAUUUGAUGAAUUACAUUCCUCAAACUCUCAUCAUGGCAUGGGUUAACUUUUUCUUUGCUGGGUUUGUGGUAAUGAAAUUGCCUUUUCCCCUCACGGAAGGGUUCAAGGGUAUGUUACAACAAGGAAUUAAUACUCCUAACCUAGAUGUGCGGUACGUUCUGGCAAUCUCGUGGUAUUUUGUCAAUUUAUUCGGCUUACGCCCGAUAUAUGCAUUAUUAACGGGUGACUCCACUCAGGCAAGUCAAUUAGUUGGUCAAAUGACUCAACAAACUCCCAUGCCCAACUUGGGAGGUCCCGGAUCAAACGUUCAACGAGUAUUCAACGGUGAGGCCGAGUCAAUUCAGAUCUUGUCGCAUAAAUUUGUCUUGGAUGAUGUGGUUGAGCGUUUGGUCGAUGAAUUGGCUGAUAGAUCGAACUUAUGA
Diutina rugosa is the source of this 780-nucleotide messenger RNA. RefSeq lists its product as uncharacterized. Gene Ontology annotation, cellular component: membrane; EMC complex. The coding region runs from base 1 to 780 and encodes 259 amino acids. Gene Ontology annotation, biological process: protein folding in endoplasmic reticulum. The record is from RefSeq and is a predicted model, not a curated record. The transcript has a single exon. Lineage: Eukaryota; Fungi; Ascomycota; Pichiomycetes; Serinales; Debaryomycetaceae.